GCCUUGGUUACAUAUAUAAAUCCAUAUAUACAUAUACAUACAUACAUUUGUAAGUAUGAUGUCUAUUUCUUAGUGCUCACAACUGACUUCAAUUCGCGGCCGCAAAAGUAUUCAAAAUGUCCAACACAAAAAUGCUGGCAAAAUCCAGCGUGGAGGAUAUAUCUUACAACGCCAAUCUUUGGCUACAAGCUGCCAUGCUAAUCAAUGUUUACAUGUCCCUAAUUUGGGGUAUAAUUUACGGUUGCUAUAUACUCUAUAAUUUGUCAGAGUUGCAGGACUUCUAUGGACGCGCGGUUAUAGUCGCCUACAUAUUAUCGUUGUUGGCCGAAGUUUAUCGCUUACGUGCGGGCUAUAAAGGCAACUUGGGCGCAGAGAUCAGCGAGCUGAGCAUCUUUCUUGUGACAACACCGUUAAUACAACUGCCGUUACUUGCGUUUCUUUUUCUCUCCGUGCGUGGUGAUUGGACCCUCAUAUAUCUCAUCAUUGAGUUAAUGUUUUGUUUAAUGCUAAUUGAAUUGAUUGCCGGCAUGUGGGCAUGACAUAUCUUUGCGAAACAUCAAAAUGAUUUGCACAAACUGAAGCGCCAAAUCGCGUUGCAAAUGCGAAAUGCCAAAAAAGAAAGCGCAAAUGCUGAGGACACGUGGAAUGUGCUAUAG
Messenger RNA from Bactrocera dorsalis (oriental fruit fly), 656 nucleotides. Its product is annotated as transmembrane protein 17. The transcript has 4 exons. NCBI's taxonomy places the organism in Eukaryota, Metazoa, Arthropoda, Insecta, Diptera, Tephritidae. The record is from RefSeq and is a predicted model, not a curated record.